Molecule: messenger RNA, 342 nt
Organism: Chondrus crispus (carragheen)
Lineage: Eukaryota; Rhodophyta; Florideophyceae; Gigartinales; Gigartinaceae
Exons: 2
Coding region: 1-342 (113 amino acids)
Source: RefSeq, a predicted model, not a curated record
AUGCGCGAUCUCCUUCGUAGUGGCCAUCGCCACCGAUUCGCCACACCUCCCACGCACCUCGCUCUCUUCCCCUACGCACGCACGCCUGCUUCCACUCGGCGCGGACGGCUCUCCCGCUUGCACUUGCGCGCGACAUGGGCGGCGACGGACGCUUCCCGUACCCUAAGGAGGUGUGGUCGCCUUCCGGCGGGUGGUGGGCGUUUCCGCGCGCGUGGCGUGCCAAUACCGCCGCCGCUUUCGUUCUCACCGCCGCCUUGUGCGUCCCCGUGUUUUACCUGUCGGAGAGCAAAAUGGUGCGCCACGGAAACCCCAAGGUCCGCAUUCCCUGGCGCCCGGGGCUGA